Messenger RNA from Ceraceosorus guamensis, 6537 nucleotides. RefSeq lists its product as hypothetical. The transcript has 3 exons. The record is from RefSeq and is a predicted model, not a curated record. Gene Ontology annotation, cellular component: GATOR1 complex. Bases 307 to 6042 code for a protein of 1911 amino acids. Gene Ontology annotation, biological process: negative regulation of TORC1 signaling; positive regulation of autophagy; intracellular signal transduction. NCBI's taxonomy places the organism in Eukaryota, Fungi, Basidiomycota, Exobasidiomycetes, Ceraceosorales, Ceraceosoraceae. Gene Ontology annotation, molecular function: GTPase activator activity.
CGGCACACUCUCCCCCUUCACAACGCUUUGAUUGCGCUUACGCAACUUCAAUGCUUUUUGCUACUCAACGCGACUUGUCUCGCUCUGAACAUGAGCGACCAUCUUGACGCCUUCCCAACGAGACGCCUAGGGUCAGGCAGCUAGCUACACAAGAAGGCCUGCAGCCCUUCGGCUUCCUUGGUCCUUCACUCUACACUUCACGGCGAGCGGUACAACGUUGGCAAGCAGGGCGAUUCUCGGAUAGAGACAUCACAUCUUCGUAACAGUACCCACGCCUCGUACUGGCUCAGUGCUACCUGGCCCACGAUGACAUCGCCCGCUCGAUCUGGAGCGGCCAGCCUCGAUCGCUCGUCCGCCACAGACUCGCCAGGACGUCGGCGAUCGUCUUCUCAUCAGCAAUCGCGGCCGCGUCUGGCCUCAAUGCCCGUCACUUUGUGGGUUCACGAGCCACCCAACUUCUCUUCAAAUGAUGUAGUCAUUCACCCGGACGUCAUCGCACGCUUUGGGAGCGGGAGGUUGGGCCUGAGCGAGGGGGAGCUGUUGGAGGUGCGAUCUUUGGGAUCUAGAGGGGCAGACAAAACCAUUCGGGGCAAGCGAUUCGUCUUCAAGCCCAUCGACGCUUUGCCCGAUUCUGAAGUCCGCAGCAACACUCUGCAGCUGAGCCUAUCCAAGCCAAUCGCUCAACUGUACGGCCUUCACAAUCGCUCCGACGUCCUCUUGUCAAAGGUUCCAAGAGAUCCUCACACCAUCUCCCACUUGGAGCUCUAUUUUAGGGAUCAGUAUGUGGGCAGAGCGGAUAUGUGGAGAUUGGCAAACCAGCUUGAAGAUGCGUGCGUGUAUGUGGGUCAAAAGAUCACGCUGGCGGGCUGCGUGCGCGCUACGGUGGGCAGAAUAUUCAUCAAAGAGAAGAAGGUCACAUCGGGCUACAUCGCACCCCACACCCGCACGAUCUACAGAUCCGAAUCGGCAAAGUAUAAUCUGCUCAUCCAGCUAGCAAAAGAAAUGUGGGAAUUUGACGAGGAUGGAGAGCUCUACUAUGAAAAGGCGAUCUCGGGCUUCAUACCAGAAUUGGUGCGAAAGUGGAAGAUGGUGCCCACGAAUCACGUCGUCUCCGUCGUGCUUUUCGCUCGCGUUCAUUACGACGCCUCUGAAGUGCACAUGCUACAAGAUGCCGACCUACCCCUGCAAAAGGAAGAGGGAACAAAUGGACGAUGGUACAUUGACUAUUACAAGACCAUCGUGGACUUGGAAGGCAAUUGUGAAUGGAACAAGGUGCUGACGGAUCUGAAGGAGGAAUUUUUCAGGUUUCAACACGACAUACUGUUGCUUAUCAGGCCUGUUGCUGGGCCUGCUGGAGCACCCGGAGCGGAGGAUCCUCAGGCCGAUCUCCUACGUCGAGAUCGGGCGCUGCUAGCAGGCAGACUCAGCGCAUCUCACGAAGGAAACAUCCUGGAAGCCGUCAACCUGGCACUAAAUCCUGCCGACGCUCAUUUCGUCGAUCGGGAUUUGAUGAGGACAGGCUUCGACAUUGUCGUACUGACGGCUGGUACGGGCCACUUCAAAGUGAGCAAGAAGUUGUUGAGAUUGACGACUGAGAGGAUGAUCGACAGUGGCACGGGACUGGACUUGGUUUGCUUGACCAAGAUGCCGCUUCAUUCCGUGCCUUUGUUCCACUUCGAGAGCGCUAUUCCUGAUCAGUCUCAAACAUCCUGGCCCAACUCGGUCCCUGCACGCGGUAGAAGGGCUCGCAAGACGCCUUCGCUCGCUCCUUCCAGUGGACCGCCAGACCCGCUCUACUUUGAUCAGCGACAUGCAAGCAUUCACACGCACAGCUUCUCGACUGGCGUGGGACAGCAAGGCGCCGCUUCAACAAACCAGGCGAGCAUGGACUUCUACAGCAUCCCUCACUGGGUGGACUGCAGCUUCUACAAUCUGCAGCAGGACAAGCCUUUUCGAGCAGACAGGUUCGUGCCCAGGUGCAAAAUGCACGAGGUUCAAAUGAUGGGGAUCAUGGAGAAUGAGAUUAGUGAUAUUUGCUUGCCAUACUUGCAAUUGGGCGGAAAUGGACUUCAGCAGCUUGGCCCGCCUGUGGGGAUGGGCGAUGCAAGAAGAUCGAGCAUGAGUGGUCCCACGAGGAGUGUCAACAGCAGCGGAGCGGUCUCGAGCGCUGAGAGAGUGGGGACCACUGGAUCGCUACUGCCUACGCAAGGCGCUUCCAGCAGCGGUGCGCAACACAGCGAAGGAGCAAUGAGUGCCGAUCUCUCCCACCUACCUUCACGCGAAGUCAAGCGGAUCCUUCGAGAACGUUUUGAUGCGGAAACCAUGAGGGAUUUGGACAUUGCACCGAGCAAGGUCAGAUCUUCCAUGGUGCUCGCCUUCACAGGAAGGGCACCAUCGGGUUUGACGCCGAUGGGUUCCAGUCCUUCUAGAAGUCUUACGCGACAGAGGAGUGGAGAGAUGCUGGGCGUGGGUAAUCCCACAUCCGCUUCACCGGCCAAUCAAGGGCCAGCGGGACGCGUGGCUCGCGUGGGCAGGGACGCGCGCAGAGGAGCAACACUGCUAGAGGCGCAUGACGAACACCCUGACGAUUCGGCUCACGAAAGAGGUCCACCGAGUCGCAUCGAAGGACUCGACUCAGAAUCUCCCGGCUCGACCGCAAGCGCGAGAAACUCCAACUCAAUGAACGCUAGUACGGAGAGUCCGGCAAGGUCGACCUACAUGAGUAAAACGACGUCCAGGCCGACUUCUCUUAGAAGUGUGGCUACUUUUAACCGAGCAAUAAGGCCCCUAGAACCUGUCGGCAAAGCACCCGCUUGGGUCGCUCCCUCAGAUCCGGAUCAGAUGCACCUUGAAGACAUGGGACCAAUCACAGCCGCGCAGACUUUGCCUCCCUCCAGAAGCGCGUCCGCAGUGCUUUCCCAGCAGCAAGCGACUAGAAGCAAGUCGAGGUAUCGUCUGCCCACUCAUUGGCUGUGGUCUUCACUUAGAGGUGCUCAAACGGAGCAACGCGACCCUGCAUCCGCAGGAAGCGUAAGAAGCGCUUCCAGACCAGGCUCUUUGUUGUCGACGGAGCAGAAGGACGUGGAAACUUCUGCCAGCGCUUCACGACGAAUCGCGGCUUUGCUAGCUAGCUCGACCGUCAAAGGCUCCGACCAGGACAGAAAUUCCUCAAAGACCGACGCGGAUGCUGAUACAGACGUGCUGCAAGGGGACAAUUCUUUGAGCGAAGAACACGCGCAAAGCCCAAUUGCUAUCCCUUCUGGACAGCAUGGUGCGACCCGCGACGGACACAACACCACUUCGGGCCCUCCACUGACUCGUACAACAUCGACCGGGGCUGACUCGCGGCGAGAGCGAGAGAUAUAUGAGCAAGCUUUGGAGCAAGAAGUAGCGCGAACAAAUUACGCCCAGCAAGCGCAAGUGGAGAAGCAGACACUGGUCAAUCCUUCGAACCCACAAAAGAGCUUAUCUGCGAACAAAUCCUCGACGCAAUUGAUGCGGUGGCAGCAUCUGUUCCCGCGAAGACUCAACAGACACGCGGUCAAGUGGCGUAGCAUGACGAGUCCUGCAUGCUUGCCGCUGACUACGCUCUAUUUGCCCAGCGAGGUAGAUCUGGCCAAUCAAUGGCUUGAGUAUCCUUAUACGAUGUCCGUGGCGGCAGACACCUCGAGCUUCAUGGUCAAGCAUAACCCGUCGACCUAUCCGGCACUGGCGGUCUUGAAGGAAAUGUCUUCUCAGAGACUAGCUCAGGGAUUUCAGUUUAUAGUACCUGUCAAUGCAGAGGGACAUGGCAGCAGCGCAGGACGAAGUAUCAAUGCGUCUGGCGGCCGUUCCGCUUCGGCUUCGCUCAGACAACCAUCGGAACUGUUUCAACCUGGCAAUCUAGUCGCGGGAAAUCCGAUCUUCCUAGGCAUGCCCAAUCAGAUACAUAGGAUAUCUUACGACAGAUCGAUGAGCGCCAUCCACGUCAAACGCUAUGUCAGGAAAAUUGAGCACGAUGCUUCACCCAUGGAUUACGCAUGUUGUAUUUGGCCACGCGAUGUGCCAUGUUAUCAGACGGUCAAAACUACUUUUCACUAUCCCGACUUUGGAGCUUACAAUUGGACCUACUUGGAUCAGAUCAUCUCGGGUCAUGCAGAGGAGGAAAAGUUCAUCGAUGGGUUGAGGUAUUGGAGAGCCAGAUUCGUCGUGGUUCCCACUGAAGGUCCGGCGCCUACAAUGAGGGCAGCUUCAGGAGAGCAACUGGACGAUGAGGAAGUCAGACUGAUGGGCAUCGAUCGACUAGCUGACCUAUUUGCUCGUGCAAAGUUGAAGACGAUCAACAGAGCUUCAGGAAGGGAAGAGAGGAGCUAUUCGAGGUUGAGGUUCAUUCCUACCAGUCUGGAUCCUUCGGCAAGCUUCAAUGAUGAGCAGUUCAUGAAACAAAUGCUGGCUGCUGUAGCUGAAGAUGAUCAGAGUUUGCAAGAGAACGAAGCCAAGAAGCAGAGGAACAGCUCCGCAACUAGCAGCACAUCCAGAUCCAGAAAGAAGAUCCUGGGCAAUAUGGACCUGAGAAGUCUAGCGACAGAGAUGAGGCACGAGACGGAGAGGAAAUUGAUACAUGAUAGGUACUGGCAGGCCAUCCUGUACAAAGACUCCUUCACUGGUGCAGACUUUGUGACGUGGCUCUGUCGUAAUUUCCAGGAUGUGAAAACCAGAGAAGAGGCGAGCAAUGCCGGGAGCAGGCUGUUGAGAGAAGGUCUAUUCGAGCAUGUCAACAGAGCGCAUGGGUUCUUGGACGGCCACUACUUUUAUCGCUUGCGACCAGAGUACACUGCAAGCAGGGGCAGCAAAUGGUUCGCUGCCUCAUCGCGAGAGGGCUCGGAUGAAAGCCAAGGCUUGUCCGCAAGGGACAGUCGAGGAUCAUCAGGCCACUUCAGCAACCUCAGGACCCUAACCUCAGAAAGAGGUCGCCAUCACCGUGGAUCUAGCUCAACGGCCUCCAUUGGUCAACCUGUCAGCCUAGGCCGCAAGCUGGUCAAAUUGAGUCGCACGCACAUCAUAGACUUGGACUCUCAACGCAAGAGCGAUCGGGCAGAAGUGGCCUUCUUGCAUCACGACAUCGCCCACAACCCAGCGAAUGGUUUCAAUUGCCAAAUUCACUGGUUGGGUACUACUGCUAGAUUCAUCGAAGAUACUGUUCAGACCUGGACAAGGACGGUGGAGCGGUAUGGUCUGAAGCUGAUCGAAGCACCGAUCGGACAAAUUGCCGACGUCUCCUCGCGCAACCCAUUUCAAGCUCCAGCUCAAAUCUUCCUGGCUUUGCAGCCUCCUCACUCGUCCCUCUACUCUUUCAUGUUAUCUCCCUUCUCGCACGCGGAGCACUACUUCGAAUGGGCGCUUCUGCGACGCUUCGGCUUUAUUCUGGAUCAAGAAGCCAGCGAUAGAUUUCCCGACGAUGUGGAUUUCGUCUACGAUUCGAGACCCAAGCAUUUCACCUACAGCCAAUUUGUUCAUAGGUCCGGCGUAGCUUUCGUCCAGGUGCUCGGAGGAGCAGAGGGCUUCUUGUGGCUCAACAAUCGGCUCUUCAACUCGCACGCGGCUGCCAGCAGCAAUCAAAGCAGAGGUCGGCAAGAAAGGGAUGGACCAGGUAAGGUCGGAUCAAACCGCGAGAACUCUGCAGCGGGCACCGCAAAUACGCCCGAUGCCGACUCUGUGAGAAGAGACUUUGAAGCAUUCUGCGCAGACUCGUUUGCGCUCGAAAUGUUCUACCGAAGCACCAUCGCUCACCUGAGCGCCGCGGCGGGAGGCAAUCCCCCUUUCUCCGGUUCGCUAGAUUCGCAAAUGGGCGCCAAAGUGGAGGCUUUAGCUCACAGGGGCUCAUCUCAAAGAGCACCGGAUAAGACUUCAGCUUCUUCUUCCUCUUUGAACAUUCAGAGAGAUGCCAACAGCGCACCACGUAGCGAAGCAACAUUCCCGGGCGUUCAGAACGCGCACAGUGCUACAAAUCUCGAGCCCGUACUCGAGGGUCGUACAUCAUCUCGGACCCGCGCAGACGUGUGACUGAAGCGCGGCGAUAAGAGUCACAGCAAAAAGGUGCUAGCACUUCCUUGUACAUUAUUUGUUUGCUCCAAAGUCAUGCAUGCACUUCUUGCGCCCUGCGCCUUCCCCUUACUUGAAUUCAUCCCUGCCCAACGCCAAUUUGAGCGCUUCGAUAGCCACGCUGAAAUCCCUGUCCUUGAACGUUUCGUUGUCUCCCAGAGCGGAGUAGAUGCUAGCAGUGAGCUGACCGAGCGGCACCGGCACGCCUCGUUGCUGAGCAGCCGACAUUGCCAAGCGCAAGUCUUUGGCUUGUAGUCUUAAGAGACGCAAUGCAAAUUGUCAAGGUGUUGAGAGUAAUCUUGUCAGCUUGAUCAAGAGACAUCGCAUCAGAUGGACGCCUUACCGAGUUGCGAAACCGCCUUCGUAGUUGCGAUCUGCUGGUGGACUGUUCUUCGUUCCGCUGAGAGCUCCAGGUUCGGGAUUAUUGAUUUCGGACGCCCAGCAUCUUCCGGUACU